AGAGGAUCCAAUUCCAUAGUACAGCAGCGGUGAGCAAAUUGGGAUGAUAACGGAGAGACAGACAGGGAGACAAAUCCAUAUGUUGUCUCAGAAACAGCAAUAGUAGUAGUAGUAAAAAGUAAAAACCAAAACAUACAAAACAAAACACUCUCAUCUCAUCGCAAACGUUAAUUUGACUCCAUUUCACACCAAAAUCUCAAGGUUUCUACAAAAUGGCAGCUUGUGUAUUCAUCGUUUCACAAGACGGUUCCGGAGAUUUUCAAACGGUGCAAGAACCAAUCGACGCCGUGCCGUUUGGUAACACACGACGGACUGUGAUCCGGGUUUCUCCGGGAAUCUACCGGCAACCGGUUUACGUUGCUAAAACCAAGAAUUUCAUCACUCUUGCUGGGUUGGGUCCUGAGGAUACUGUGCUUACUUGGAAUAACACUGCCACCAAAAUCGAACACCAUCAAGUACGCACAUUUUCUUCCAUGUUUUUAUUAUUUGGUGUAAUGGGUUGUGGAACUGCCAUUGUGGAAGGAGAGGACUUCAUUGCAGAUAAUAUUACUUUUGAGAAUUCAUCCCCCCAGGGUUCAGGACAGGCGGUGGCAAUUAGAGUAACAGCAGAUCGUUGUGCCUUCUAUAAUUGCAGGUUCCUUGGAUGGCAGGACACACUGUAUUUACAUUACGGUAAACAAUAUUUGAAAGAUUGCUAUAUCGAAGGAAGCGUGGACUUCAUCUUUGGCAAUAGCACUGCCCUUUUGGAGCACUGUCAUAUACACUGCAAGAGUGAAGGGUUCAUAACCGCACAGGGUAGAAAAUCAUCACAGGAAUCAACUGGUUAUGUAUUCUUGAGAUGUGUUAUCACAGGUAAUGGAGGAAAUUCAUAUGCGUAUCUUGGACGACCGUGGGGACCUUUUGGAAGGGUGGUUUUUGCAUACACUUACAUGGAUCCAUGUAUAAGACAAGUUGGUUGGGAUAACUGGGGGAAAGUAAAGAAUGAGAGGAGUGCUUGCUUUUAUGAAUACAGGUGUUUUGGACCUGGUUGCUGUCCAACCGAUCGAGUAACAUGGUGUAGAGAAUUGGUGGAUGAAGAAGCAGAGCAAUUCAUCAUGCAUCCAUUCAUUGAUCCAGAACCAGAUAGAUCUUGGCUCGCUCAAAGAAUGGGCUUGAGGGUUCCAUAUUCUGCUUAGAAAAUAUGUGGACACACGUGACUAUUCCACGCAGUCAAUUAUUUGAGAGAAUCCAUCCAUUCGGCUUAGAAAUGUCUUAUCUAUCCGACGAAGAAAGUAAGUCUUUGUAUGUGUGAAACGCUUGUGAUGAAUCGGAAAUGCUAGAUGGUGCCUUUUGCAUACAUGAAUAAAAAUACAUUUGCUUAAAAUCUCUCUGCAACGUUGUGUGGUAGAGAGUGUUUGGAUAUAAAAAAUCAACAAAAAAAUGUCUAGUGUUACAAAGACGGGCAAAGUAAGUUUAUUGUAAAUACUAAAUACAAAAAGUUACGUUAGACAAGUGGUGUUAUAAUAUCUUAUAACAUAUUAUCAGAUGUUAUAAAAGUAGCGAAUUCAACUGUUU
This is a messenger RNA of Trifolium pratense (red clover), 1554 nucleotides long. RefSeq names its product pectinesterase 31-like. Lineage: Eukaryota; Viridiplantae; Streptophyta; Magnoliopsida; Fabales; Fabaceae. The transcript is spliced from 6 exons. The coding region runs from base 213 to 1175 and encodes 320 amino acids. The record is from RefSeq and is a predicted model, not a curated record. Gene Ontology annotation, biological process: cell wall modification. Gene Ontology annotation, molecular function: pectinesterase activity.